Molecule: messenger RNA, 930 nt
Organism: Canariomyces notabilis
Lineage: Eukaryota; Fungi; Ascomycota; Sordariomycetes; Sordariales; Chaetomiaceae
Product: carbohydrate-binding module family 1 protein
Exons: 3
Coding region: 1-930 (309 amino acids)
Biological process (GO): carbohydrate metabolic process
Cellular component (GO): extracellular region
Molecular function (GO): cellulose binding
Source: RefSeq, a predicted model, not a curated record
AUGAAAGGUCUUGCUCUCCUCGCGGCCGCCUCAGCAGCCUCGGCGCACACCAUCUUCGUGCAGCUCGAGGCGGGCGGCAAGACGUAUCCGGUAUCGCACGCCAUCCGGACCCCGACGUACGACGGCCCCAUUACCAACGUCAACUCUAACGAUCUGGCUUGCAAUGGCGGCCCGAACCCGACGACACCGUCCAAGGAGAUUAUCACCGUCACUGCAGGAACCACUGUCAAGGCCGUCUGGAGACACACGCUCACCUCAGGCCCCAGCAAUGUCAUGGAUGCGAGCCACAAGGGGCCGACGCUGGCUUAUCUCAAAAAGGUUGACAAUGCCUUGACCGACUCGGGCAUUGGUGGCGGCUGGUUCAAGAUUCAAGAGGAUGGAUAUAACGGCGGCACCUGGGGCACCACCAAGGUAAUCAACAACGCUGGCCUUCACUACAUAGACAUCCCUUCCUGCAUUCUUAACGGCCAGUACCUGCUCCGGGCCGAGAUGAUAGCCCUGCACGGGGCGGGCUCGUCGGGUGGCGCUCAACUCUACAUGGAAUGCGCGCAAAUCAACGUAGUCGGCGGCUCCGGCACCGCCAAGCCCAAGACAUACAGCAUCCCCGGCAUCUACAAGGCCAACGACCCGGGCAUCCUCAUCAACAUCUACUCGAUGUCGCCCUCAAGCAAGUAUACUAUCCCGGGCCCGCCCGUCUUCAAGUGUGACGGCAGCAGCGGCAGCAGCAGCGGCGGCAACAGCCCUGUCACGACCCCGCCAGAUGAGCCAGAGAACCCCUCGCCGCCGGCCACUCAGCCCGCGCCGGUCGACACCGGCUGCAACGUCGCCCAGUGGCAGCAGUGCGGUGGCAGCACCUACACCGGGUGCACCCAGUGCGCGUCGCCGUAUACCUGCAAGAAUAUCAACACGUACUAUUCGCAGUGCCAGUAA